Molecule: messenger RNA, 1266 nt
Organism: Linum trigynum
Lineage: Eukaryota; Viridiplantae; Streptophyta; Magnoliopsida; Malpighiales; Linaceae
Source: the annotation of a GenBank genome assembly
UGCUCCACUCAAAAUCUGUUUUAUCCGAGAGAAAGCAUAAACCAUCUGUCCUUGAGCAAUAUGAGUGAUCAUCUUCCUCGCCCUUUCCGCUUUGAUGGACUUGUCCACACAUUCUCUGGAUACAUGUUCCAUGAGCCUUAGGUAGUCAAUCAUCAUCGCUAUCUGCAGCACUUCGACAAGAGAAGGCUGCACCAUAUCACGCAACUCGACCCUUACGAGUUCAAGCUCUAUAAAUAUGACAUUGUGUCACUUAUUGAGGGUCUCGGAUGGGAAUUCCUUCUUCGCCAGCCAGUGCAUCUUGCCUGUCCUGUGCUGUCAAAUACUUCUACUCUAAUCUCAAAAGCCAAGGAAUCAGUUCACGAAGCCUUACUACUUUGGUGUAUGAUCACCUCUUGACCAUACCUGUCCAUGCUAUGAAUGGGAACCUGGGAUUCCCCUCUCAAGGCCUCGGCAUUGCUCAUCCCUCUGAAUUCUGGAAACAUGAAUUCAAGGUUGAAGUGGAAUAUGGGAAUUUCUCCACUGAGCCAACUGGAGGAUCAGAUGUCCCUAUUCCAGUAUCCUGGCUGCCUCCUCGGUUAAGGAUAUUUCAUCACUUUCUUACUCAUGUCAUCUUCCCACGAUCCUUCAAUCAGGAUCGAGUUCUUCCCAUGGACUUAUGGAUAAUUGCCAGUGCAACUGCACGACGCCAGCUGGACUAUUCAAGCAUAGUGUUUGGCCAACUUCGCCCUGUUGGAGAUGAAAACUACAGAAGGAUGGUGGCAUUUGGGUCACUGAUCACUCACUUACUGAUCAACCUCGGGGUAGAUCUUUCUGAGUUUCGAAGCGUUUCUUCUACCAUGUACAUCAGUGCACUUAAUGUACUGAUGGUGCUGGAUCUUCCCACUAAAAUCUCUCCUCCCCCUCGUCCUUCUACUUCUCUCCUCGGGCCUCCUCCUAAGCCCGCUGCUGUCAAAAGAACCAAGUCUGUGGGUGAACCCAGCGAGACUGAGGAUCUGGUCUUCACCAUCUCUGAAGGAGAGUCUUCCUUAGAUGACUCUGCCGCUACUGCUCCUGCCUCUUAAUUCUCUAGCUAUCCUUUAGCUUUCUUUUCGUUCUGUUAGUAGGUUGUAUUCCGUUAGUUAGGGGGAAUCUUGUCCUUGCUCUAUUCUGGGAAUCUUGUUUAGGGGGGAUUUUGCUUAGGACCUUGUCCUAACAUUUUGUAUUGCUGUUCUCUUCUGGGAAGGCAUUCUGCUGUACUUCUUUUCUUAAUCAAUGAAUUAGCAUUUU